AUUGUCGACAAAACGCGCCGCGUGCCGUAUAGAUCCACAAGAACAGUGCCUCGAACACACCACAGUGCUGCAAACUACCGGGCGCGCUGCAUAAGACAACCGCUGACGCCCCCGCGCCGCCCGGGUAACAGCAAGAGGCCCAUUACCUCUCUGCCCCGCAAAGCCGGCGGCGCAACGCGGACGACGCGGACCACAGGGAAAUCCGCACAAGAACGACCAUAAACCAUGGCCUCCGGCGGCUACCGCCCCGCCAUGGGCGUCGAGCAGCAUUUGGCGACGAGCGUCGCGACGAACGGCGUCCCCGGCCAGAAGACGGAGCUCCAAGUCGGGACCGACUUCCCCAUCGUCUGCGAGACGUGCCUGGGCCCGAACCCGUACGUAAGGAUGAUCAAGUGUAGAUUUGGCGAGAAGCUCUGCAAGGUGUCGAACGUGCCGAUGCAAAGUUUUAGGUGGAAGGCCGGGCCGCACGGGCGGUUCAAGGAGACGAUCGUGUGUAGGGAGGUAGCAGUGGAAAAGAACAUCUGCCAGGCGUGUCUGUCGGACAUGACGUUUGGCGUUCCUGUGGGUGUUAGGGACGCUCUGUUACGGGCGGGAGGCGCCCCGGAACACGGCGGCUACGCCGAGGCUCUCUCGAACGCGAACCAGGCCCACUACUAUGGGCAAAGGCGAGCGGAGAUCGACCAAGGAGGGGCGCUCGGGAGCGCACAGCGGAUGGAGCCUUCCAGGGAGUUAUUAUCGUUAGCAAGGCAAAUCGAAUCCGCGAAUGCCAAGGCAGGGACCGCGUUUAGGAACCUACCGAAGAUUUGUUCGUUCUGGAUGGCCGGCACGUGUACUAGAGUGUCGAAAGGCACAUGUCCAUUUAGACCCUGUUGUGGCCUGUUCAAGUUCCCGGAGCUCGCGCGGAACCACCGGGACGAGUGUGCGGCUUUGGUGGAGGACCUGAAAGCAAAUGGCCCGGAAAAGGCCAUGGCGACCUGUCCGGUCGAGGUGCGGCAGAUGAUCAAGGACGCGCUCGGCGGCAACAAGGAAGAAGCAAUUCGCAAUAGAGCGUCGGGCCGGGACACGGACACGCAGGUCUACAUCAACCGUAGUAAGGAGCAGAAGAAGAUCGAAAAGCCCGCCGAUCAGUCUGUGACGACGCUGUGGGUCGGCGCGACGGAGGGCGUGACCGAGGCGGAUUUAGUUGAUGCGUUCUAUAGCUAUGGGGAGCUCAAAGCCGUCCGCCUGGCGAACAACUGCGCCUUCGUCGAGUUCGCGGACCGGGAGUCGGCGGAGAGGGCCGCGGACGCGAAAUAUCGGAAUCUGGUCAUCAAGGGGAACUCGCUGCCGCUCGACUGGGCGCGGCCGCGCGGCGGUCCCUCGCAGAAGCGCGAUGCGGACGAGGUGGGCCUGCCCGGCGUGCUCCCGGGCCAACAGGCGCCUGCGCUGCGCCCGGAGCUCGCCGCGGCCUUUGGUCUAGAGGCCCAACAGGGCGCGGCCGGGCCUCCCCAAAAGAAGGCGCGGCGGCCGCCGCACGCGCCGUACCCGUCCAUGGACCCGAACCGGCUCGGGUCGCGGCCGCCCGGGGCGCCGCCGCCGGGGCCGCCGCGUCGGGGGUAA
This is a messenger RNA of Pelagomonas calceolata, 1599 nucleotides long. The record is from the annotation of a GenBank genome assembly. Lineage: Eukaryota; Pelagophyceae; Pelagomonadales; Pelagomonadaceae.